This is a messenger RNA of Talpa occidentalis (Iberian mole), 2958 nucleotides long. It is a transcript of the gene ANKS4B, whose product is annotated as ankyrin repeat and sterile alpha motif domain containing 4B. The transcript is spliced from 8 exons. The coding region runs from base 846 to 2117 and encodes 423 amino acids. Gene Ontology annotation, molecular function: protein binding. Gene Ontology annotation, biological process: brush border assembly. NCBI's taxonomy places the organism in Eukaryota, Metazoa, Chordata, Mammalia, Eulipotyphla, Talpidae. The record is from RefSeq and is a predicted model, not a curated record.
UUAAUCCCUAAGAGACUUAGUAGUAGCCUAGCUUUCUAUUACAUCAUAGAUUUAGGUCCGUGGGGAAGAGGAAGAACAGAUUAAAGAACCCCAGCUACAACCUGUUUUCUCUUUUAAGGGCAUUUGCCUUAUGCCCAGAGACAUACCUGUGAAGACAAAUUUCUCCAGCUGAAAAGGGCUUAUUGAGUUCACUGAAGUCACAAAGGUGAAGAAGAAAGAAAGCGACCUGUAGGUGUGUGGAAGGGAUUGGAGGAAAGAGCAUCUGUCACUGCUCUUCGAUGUCUACAACCCAUGUUCCAUGGAUGUCUACAACCCAUGUCCCAUGACAGGAUAUGAUGCUCAAAUUCUGUGCAGCAUUCUGCAUCCUCCAUGAGAAGAAGCCCAGGCUUGUCUGCUGCAGGAUAAGUGAUCACAGGACCAGGCAGCUCCUCUGAGCUGAGAUAUUCCUACAUGAGCCAGUGCCCCCUGACCCGCCAGUCGACUGUUGAUGAAUGAGGAAGCCCAUCAGCUGGCCACAGAGGAACUGACCAGUUGACUACAGAUGUGUCCAUGCUGGACAAGGAGCAUAAGCCUUUAAAGGUAGCAAAAAUAAAAGGAAAUGAAGGCUCCAUGAGGAGUGGGAAUUUCACCAGAGACAGAGGGAAAAUGUGAAGAUGCAGGGAGAACCAGCGAGCAUGGCCUGGAUCAGAUGUAUCCCUUGUCCUCAGAAGAAACCAUCCUUGCUGACAUCUUGUUUUCAGACUUCUAGCUUCCAGAACUAUGAAGGCUUUGUAGGAAGGCUGCUCCACUAAAAUCCAGCUCUGCCUGGUGAGCGACAUCUGGCCAAGCACCGGUGAACAGAAAAAAUGUCCACUCGCUACCACCAAGCUGCUAGUGAUAGCUACCUGGAACUUCUGAAAGAGGCUACCAGGAGAGAUCUGAAUCUUUCUGAUGAAGAUGGCAUGACUCCCACCCUCCUGGCGGCCUACCAUGGGAACUUGGAAGCCUUAGAAAUAAUCUGCAGCAGAGGGGGAGACCCCGAUAGAUGUGACAUCUGGGGAAAUACUCCUCUACAUUAUGCAGCCUCCAAUGGUCACACCCACUGUGUCUCCUUCCUAGUCAACUUUGGUGCCAACAUCUUUGCCCUGGACAACGACUUACAGUCUCCACUGGAUGCAGCUGCCAGCAGAGAGCAGAAAGAAUGUGUUGCUCUCUUGGAUAAGGCUGCCACUGCCCAGAAUGUCAUGAACCCCAAAAAGGUUGCCAGGCUGAAGGAGCAGGCUCAGAAGAAUGCCCGGAGGCAGAUCAAGGAGUGGGAGAGGCUCCAGGAGAAGCACCACAGUAAGAUGGCCCGCACCUACAGCAAGGAGGACUCUGGGGCUCUGUCUUCCGCCAAGGGCACUUACUCCAAAUCGUCCCUUUCAAAUGCUGCUUCUUCCAGUGCAUUUGGGUCACUGUCUAAAGGCAUUAAAGACACCUUUAAAAUAAAGUUCAAGAAAAGUAAAGACACAGCGGAGGAGCUAGGACAAGAGAGAAGUGGGCAGAGGAAUGUGAUGGAAAUGUUCAGAGAAGAGGAGGAGGAGGAAGAGGAUGAAUACUCCAGGGUAUUCAAAGGGAAGCUCCGGCUCUUAGAAGAGGAAGAGGAAGAGGCGGACAGAGAUGCACACCAGGAACCCAUUCUCAACCGUCCAGGUCUGGGAAGUAUCAUUUUUAGAAAGAAUAAAAUAUUAAACCCAGAAGACAUCUCAGAAAGCAAGAGGGAAUUGGGAUUUAAAAUGCCCAGUGAAUUCCUGCAGAUUCAAGGAACAGCAAAGGCCGAUGAAGCUGAGGCUGCUAACGAUGGGGAGGAAAAUGACCUUGCAGAUGACCUGCCCUGGGAUGAGUAUGAAGUAGACUGGGAGGAAGAUGUGGCUGAUGCGACUGCCCUGGAAGUGUUCUUGCAUGCUCAUCACCUGGAAGAAUUCCUGCCCAUUUUCAUGAGAGAGCAGAUUGAUCUCGAAGCAUUGCUGCUUUGCUCUGAUGAGGAUCUUCAAAAUAUACAAAUGCAGCUGGGGCCCAGGAAGAAAGUCCUUAAUGCUGUAAGCAAAAGGAAGCAGGUGAUGCAGUGUCCGGGGCAGCUGAUUGACACCAAACUCUGAUGGAGUGUGGGUCCACAGGGGGAACUGCAGCGGUGGGGCGAUGCUGUGGCCUGCCAGAAGCACUCCAGGCAACACCCCCAUUUCUAGCUGAUGGGGUGAGAUGUGGUUUCUAGGGUUUUGGAGUUGCCUGCCUGAGGAAGAGGCUCAAACUCUGCUCUGAGAAAUACUCUACACCUGGCAAAUAAACCACUAUGGGAAACCCAAGGAGACCCAGAAAUUUAAAAAAUGGUGUUUGAUGUCUUUUUGAUCUUUUUGGAUACAGAACGGGUUCAUUGGAUGACAGGAGGGAAAGCCAUUUUUGCAUUUCUAAUUCUGCACUUAAAAUUAUAAUCUCAUCACACUAGCCUGAAGAUUACUUUCUGAUCCUCAUAGCCUGGGGGUUGUGAUUCCAGUGAUGUUCCUAGGUCUCUGACUUUGCCUGUUGGUGUGGACUAGGGUUCUUCUCUUGGCCUGAGACUUGAUGCCCAGCUUAAAUGUGUCUGGCCCUUCAGCAGAGGUCUACAAGUAAUUAAAAACAAAAAUGGGUCUAUCAUUCUCCUGCCUGGGGACAGAGACAGAGUGGCAGGCAGGGGGAGUGAAGAGAGAAAUAGCAUCUGGGUACCCUACAGAAUUGAGUGUGUCCCCCUUCCUCCCAUUUCCCAUUCACUUGUACUUACCAGAUCUUUAAAGAGAUGACUAAGGUCAAGUGAGGUCAUAAGGGUGGGCCCUAUUUCGAUGUCACUGGUGUCCUUAUAAAGAGGAGAGACACAAGAAGGGGGUCAUCUGCCAGCCGAGGGGGAAACCUCAGGAGAAACCAAAUCUCCCAUCACUUUGAUCUUGGACUUUCAGACUUCAGAACUGA